This is a messenger RNA of Gastrolobium bilobum, 2073 nucleotides long. RefSeq names its product protein SIEVE ELEMENT OCCLUSION B-like. The coding region runs from base 1 to 2073 and encodes 690 amino acids. The transcript is spliced from 7 exons. The record is from RefSeq and is a predicted model, not a curated record. Gene Ontology annotation, biological process: phloem development. Lineage: Eukaryota; Viridiplantae; Streptophyta; Magnoliopsida; Fabales; Fabaceae.
AUGUUCAGCAUGAACAAGAAGCUUAAGACAGGUGCAAGUGUUUACACUAAUCUUUCUUAUACUGCUACUGCUGGUUCGCAGUUGCAGCAGGAAUCAGUAGAGCUGGGUAAGCUGAACCCAUUCAUUGUGAGUGAUGAUGAAAUCUCCAAUAAACUUAAAGGGAUCCAUGACUCCCAGGCUGUUAGGCAAGACGUAGCUUCUCUUUACAAUGUCGUCAAAAACAUUGUCACUAGCGAGUCUCUCGAUCUCAAGAGUCCCAAACCCAUUGAACUGGUGCAAGAGGUUCCUAAAUCUGGUUUCAUGCCAACCAACAGUAUGCUGAAAGAGAUAGUUUGUCAGAUGACAUGCAAGUUAGUGGAUAACGCAUCAAAUGCACACGUGUCCGUAAUGGGGAUACUUAAAAUGCUGAACAGUUACACAUGGGAUGUAAAAGCAGUGAUAGUGUUGACGGCUUUUGCUUGGGACCACGGUGAAAACUGGCGUCUAUUCCUCACGAAAGGUGCUACCAAAGAGAAUGCAUUACUACUCAAUAUCUUCAGUGUUGUGGAACCAAUUGAUCCCAAAGCUGCCGCCCUUACCAGCAAUUUGGUUAAUCUCACGCUGCAACUCAUUGACCUCAUCAUUGAGUUGGAGGACUUGUUUUCUAACAAAGCUUAUACAGCAAAAGAUGUGCCUGCUUUGCAUGAUGCUACUCGAGGUCGUUAUACCUAUUGGGCAAUCUUAGCCCUUCUAGCAUGUGCUAAUCAAAAUGCUGAAUCGUACGGGGAAAUCAAACACCAAGUGCUUGUGAAGCUCCAAUUAUCUGUUCUGCCACAUGCAAAUGCUACUCUGGUUAAAAUCAAAGGCCAAAUAGAAAUUUUAGAGGUUAAGAACUGGCGUAUAAAUGUCUUCCACAAUCCUACAGAUAUUUUGGAGCUUUUAAGAGCUCUCAUCUUCCCCAGAUAUACUGAGCAACUCGAAAUAUUCGAUAAUACUGCUAAUAAAAGGGUUGAAGCUGAAGUGCUAAAGACAAAGAACCUAUUUUUGUUCAUUUCUGGUCUUGAAGACAUUGAAUAUGUGAUUUCGGUUCUGAGAAGUAUUCACGACUCCCUGACGAAAGACGAAGACAAACAUGAUUAUAAGAUCUUGUGGAUUCCCGUUGUGAAAGAAUGGAACGAAGCAAAGAAGAAUAAGUUUCUGGAGUUGAAUACUCAGAUGCCUUGUUACGUGGUACACUACUUUUCACUUAUAGAAGGUAUCGAAUGCCUCCAAGACUACUGGAUGUACCUGGGUAAACCUAUUCUGGUGGUGACCGAUCCUCAUGGGAAGGUAACAAACAAAAAUGCAUUGCCUAUGGUUAAGAUGUGGGGUAUGGAAGCUUUUCCCUUUGGAGCCCUUGUCCCACUUCCCCAGCAAUGGAAAUGGUUUUGGAACAUAGCAUGUAACAUUAAUGCGGAUAUUGAAAAAUGGAAGACCCAGGAGAACACGUAUAUCUUCAUUUAUGGAGGUGGGGACAGCAACUGGACACAAGAGUUUAGUAUUCGUGUGGAUGCCAUAAAAAAUGACUCCAAUAUCACCAAGGCAGGGAUAACAAUAGAGACAGUUCUGAUUAACAUUAAAUCCAAAUUCUGGGAGGACACAGAGCACUUGUUUCUGGACAUGUUUCAAAAGGAUCACUCUAUGGGUGUCGUCAAAGAUAUACUGACUUUGUUCUCUAUGCAAACUGAGGAGGGAUGGGCUAUUUUGAGUAGAGGGGAGAAAGUACUAAAAAUAGAUUGCAAUGGCUAUUUGAUGAAUGCGAUAAGGGAAUUUGAUGAAUGGAAGAAGAAUCUGCCGAAGCAAACCUUUGAGGGGGCUGUCGAAGGCCAUAUUGAUAAGAAAGGCCCUCUUCCUCUACACUGUCGCCGCAUUCAAUAUGAUAACAUUCACUUUGAUGCCUCAUUGAUCAUGCCCUGCCCGGAACCAACCUGUGAAGUGAAAAAAAUGGAAAUAGAAUCUGUGACUGUGAGGUACAAGUGUUGCCAUGGGGAGCAUGAUCAUGGGACUGAAAAUGGUGAAGUUCAUCAUCCCCCAGAACUGCCGAAGACCAAUUAA